This is a messenger RNA of Parastagonospora nodorum SN15, 4947 nucleotides long. RefSeq lists its product as hypothetical. The record is from RefSeq and is a predicted model, not a curated record. The transcript is spliced from 7 exons. Gene Ontology annotation, cellular component: CCR4-NOT complex. Gene Ontology annotation, molecular function: RNA binding; ubiquitin-protein transferase activity. Bases 1 to 4947 code for a protein of 1648 amino acids. Lineage: Eukaryota; Fungi; Ascomycota; Dothideomycetes; Pleosporales; Phaeosphaeriaceae. Gene Ontology annotation, biological process: protein ubiquitination.
AUGGGUGCGCAGGUGCAGAACUCUACCCCCAUCACCACCAGUGCAUCCCUUUCUGCUCCACUCUAUUUCAGCAGGCGUUUGUUUGAGCUUGUCCUCCUUUCCUUGCUGCGUCCCCGCGUAUACGCCAACAACACCUUCACCGCGACACUCGCCCCUCUUCGCGCGAGCGCCACCGACACGCUCGAACACGCACACCACAUCCUCCACCACCACCAUGUCCCGCCUACAACACAGAUCAGUUUGUCGACGAUGAAGAGGAGGAAUGCUGCCCACUAUAUAUGCCAAUUCUGCUACAACAACAUCAAGACCACGAUGAACGGCCUGUGUCCCGCCUGCCGUCGGCCGUACGAUGACUCCACCAUUGAGUGGAAGACCAUCUCACCAGAAGAACACAAGCAGCAGAUUGCGCAGAAAGCCAAGAAGAACGCCCAGAUACGGCAAAAGGAGGCGCAGAAGGCUGAAGCCGACUCUCUUAGUCGCAAGCAUCUUGCCGGCCUGCGCGUCGUCCAGAAGAACCUCGUCUACGUGACUGGACUCACACCAACGAUCCGCGAAGACCGCCUACUCGACACGCUACGCGGCCCCGAGUACUUUGGACAGUAUGGCAAGAUCAUUAAGAUUGUCGUUAGCAAGGCUAGGGAGAAUGCGCAACAUCAACAGUCGGUGGGUGUCUACGUGACAUUCGCUCGUAAGGAAGAUGCCGAGCAAUGUAUCAAAGCCGUUGACGGCUCUUCCAAUGGCGACAGGCAACUACGGUCACCACUGCAAGCUGGGGGAACAAAGCAGUGCUUGAACGGCGGGUCAAGCCGCUCCACCAUUGCAUCAAAUCCGAGUCCAUUAGUCACCAAUGCCAUUCCCGCACAGGUCGCGAAAGCUGCGAAGGCAGAAGAAACACCAAAGAAGAAGGGUAAAGAGAAGGAAAAGAAAGAGGAGAGGGAGAAGGAGAAGGAGAAGUCUGCACCAACCUCAAAUGCUGCGUUCACAGAGGAAGAGCUCAAGGCCAUCACUGAGUUUCCGUCACUGCUAGACCCACAUGGCGGGGCUAGGCGCCGCGCUAUGAGGGAAAAGGAGAACGAGCUGGCCCUUCAUGGAGAGGCAGAAACAGAAGUCAAGGUACCCUCGCAAUCAGCGCUCGCUCCAGAACGCGAGGACAAUGAAGCGACUGCUGGCGGUAGCUUACAGCUUGGUGGCGAGCCAGAAGACGGUAUCGACAACAGUGCAGGUCAUUUGAACCACCACGCAAUCGCGCCCCCUGGACAACAAGGCUUCGCGGGCAGCCUUUUCGGACAGACCAAUGCGUUGACGGAGGACUUUAGCAGCCUCGGACUCAGCAAUCGGGGCUUGACGACUCAACAACAGCAACAGCUGCUUCUUUCCAACUUUAAGUCAAACCAACAGCCCACUGGUCCUCUAGCCGCUUCGCAAAGUCUUCAGAAUCAGCAGCACGGUCUAACCACCAACGCACCAGGCCACACUCGUCAGACAUCCCGCUUUAGCUUUGCAAACGACAGCGCGUCCGCCUCCGCAAAUGUACAGCCCGUUGCGAACCAGAAGCUGAUGAGUCAGCAAAAUUCUAUGAUGCCCAAGAACGCAAACCACUUCGGCCAGAUUCCCCAGCACCAAGCUCUGGGCGGUCAGUUCUUCGCCAAUGUGCAGGGGCCACCUCCAGGACUGAAGCCUACCGGAACACCACCUGUUGGUGGGACCAGCAUGUUCGGCCAAGGCCAUGGAUUUGCAACCGGCGGUCUUGGCUAUGGCGCAAACGCUGCUGGUAGAAACAACGGCGACACAAUGUACCAAGACUUGCUUCGAAGCAGGAACAUGGACGGUGCUUCGAGGGUAGCUGAUGGAAAGCGUGAGUCAAUGUUUCCUUCUUUUCUUAAUCAACACUCCGCAAACUCAACGCCUGCCCCUGCCCCUGGCCUAAUGCCAUUCCCUUAUGGUCCCUCGCCUGGCGCUUACCAGGAUUCUGGUUCGCAGAAAUCCAAGAAGAAGGGCAAAAAACACAGGCAUGCUAACACUUCCUCUUCUGGAGGCGGUGGCCUAGCAGAUGUCCAAGACCCGAGUAUCUUGCAGGCGAGGCUCCAUCAAGGUGGUAUGGCUGGACAGGGUAUGUACGGCCAAGGUCAAGGCGGCUUCUCCUCCCUCUAUGCAAACAACAACUACAACGGUGCCGGACGGUGGUAUGCUGGAUUGGGCACGUCGACAUGGCAUCAUACCACCAUCAUAAUCAUGUUUUCUUUUCUUCAUUAUACUGGGCGGGAGUCAUGCUGCUUUGCCAGACGUCUAGGUCAGCUUCUCUCGUCGUCUUCGUCAUGGCCAUCGCAUCUGUGUACAGAUGAUGCGACUUUCAGCGCCGAAGAGCAAGCUUCGUUCAACGUCGAUGCCCUUGUCAACGACACGGAACCUGAACUUGAGCCACCGCGUAGCAUACCCAGCACACCUAUGAGCAGCCACUUCUUCACACAGUCGCGGCGAGCAACCCCGACGAUACCACCGGGUUUCUCCGCUACUGCAAUUCCCCGAGCUAUAGUUGAAGAAUCGAAGUCCCGUCCGAGUUCACGACCCAUGUCCAGAACUACUUCGUCUACUAUCACGCCCGCGGUCCCCGUCGUGCCUGUCACGCCAGCCAAGAACAAGAAAACGAAACAGCCAGUAGAAGCCCCCCCAGCGAUUACGACCCAGGUCAAAGCGACACCAGAGACUCCAACCAAAGUGACGGGCAAAGCAAGCACGGUAAAGACGCCAACCGUUGGUGUGCCCACGCCCAAGGCCGUAGAAGUCACUCCCAUUCAGAAGAAGCAACAGCCAAAGGCAGAAGAAAAGAAGCCGACCCCAGAAACACCAGGGAAAGAGUCGGUAAAAGGGAAAGCGCCUAAGAAGAAUGCUUCUAGCCAGGACACUAGUCCCCAGAAGAAGACUGCAAAGGCAUCUGCAGUAGAGAGCAAGGAACCCACAACCGCUCCAUUCGCGACUCCUGUCGCCUCUACCAAGCGGCAGCCACCAGGGAAACUAGAUAUAACAGCAGCAAGUCAGAGUCCCGCAGGCGAACAGUCUCCAGCGACGAGCUCACAGAAGGCCGACGCUCAGGUCAAGAGUACUCGCGCGACGCCUGUAACUUCAACAACAUCUGUCCCCGCAAGUCCCGCUGCCGCGGCCACUGGAUCGCCCAUCAAGCGAACCGUGGCACCGAGGACUUUACGUGUCGUUCCAACACCAAAAACCGAGAACCCUCCACCUUUGUCUGCGGCCUCUGCACCGCCAUUACCUCAAAUCUCGACGGUCGACAAACUACGAUCUAGACAGGCUAGUAUCGCAUCUAUGAAUCUGCCUGGUACACCAAUCAGCGAGAUGAUGUCUGAUACAGCAUCGGUCACGUCGACAUCUUUUUCAAGAGCCAACUCCCCGCCACCUAUUGGUGGGAAGGUGGGAACAGCACCGGUGCGCAAGAAGACCAAAUCACAAGCUAAGAAAGACCGACAAGAACGGAAGAAGCAAAUAGAGGAAGAGAUGGCUAUUGAGGAGAAUAAGUCGGAUGUCGAAGUGAUACAAGCGCCGAUUAUUGGGCGCAAGAAGAAGACUAAAAAACCAACGACCAUACCUAAGUCACUCACCAAGAGUCAACCUGCAUCCCCAAAGCCCGCAAUGGUCGAAGAAGUCUACUCAGAUGCACCCGCGCCUGUGGUCGCAGCAAGACCAGCACCCUCGCCCAAGACUUCUGCCACCGCAACACCAGACCCGGAGCAUUUCCCUGAUUCGAAAGAGAGGAGGGAGUGCACAGCACAGUCCAUCAUGGUCGAUCUACAAAAGACAGGCGAGCUUCUUGCAUCAACCCUCGAGUUCUUCAAGCCACUUUCUUCGUCGCUCACUCAUGCAUCUCGAACUACCCCAGCUAGUAGCGUAUCUGGACCCCCGGAUCUGAAGAUCCACUUUUCAGAAGCAGAUCUCGAGGCACUUGCGAAGAAGAAGCCUGUGCGUCUCAAUGGUCACGAUGAUAGGUCCGAUUCAAGAACCCUCAUAACACCAAAUGGGAAGUUCUUUUGGGGUCUGAGCGAAGAGCUAGAGGAGAAGGCUCUCCAACUCGAGCGACAGAUUGAGGAGUUGCGUGGACACGCGCGCUUCCAUCCUCGCAAGCAUCCAUCUUACCCACAUUCCCACAAUGCUGCUACCUCGCAGAAUAAAGACGUAUUACCUGCCAUUGCUACAGCACUCAAGGAAGCCGGCAAGAAGCUUGGCAACAACAACACCCAGCAAAUGCCCAGAUUAGACGCCCAGUCUAUCCUCAACGAAGCAGCUCGCGAAGCUGCCCGUCAAGCUGAACGCCUGCCCUUGCCUCCAGUCCAACAACAACAAGAAUCCCAGCAACCCCCUCCUCCGCCACAGCCACAAACCCCGGCAGACGCUGGCUCAUACCUCAACCAUUUCGUUCUCCCCAAAACCGACAAUCCGCCCCCGAACCAGCCUCGCCCUGAGAUGGCGGCUGUAGGCGGUCCACCAGGCGCAGGUACAGCCAAUAUCUCCGUCAACGUGGGCAAAUUCGCCAAAGCAGCCAAAGCCGUCGUCGAAGGUGGCGCAGUCGGCAGCACCGAAAUCGACGGCAUGGGCAUGAUGGCCGCGGACCUCCUCGGCGGCGUCUUCGUCCAAGGCCUGGAAGCGCUCGUCGGCGCUGGUCUGGGUUUCGAAUCAAGUCAGGAGUUUGGCUUGGACUCCAAUGGCAACAUUACUAUUGGUCGAGGUGGCGCCGUUGGUGGUGGGUUGAAUAUGGAGGGCUUGAUGAGUGCGAUCGAAGGGUUUGACGGGAGUCGGUAUGGACGCGGGAGCGUGAUGAGUAUGGAAGAGGCGGAAAGGGCGAUGCAUGCGGCAAAAAGGGAACAUGAGGUGUUGGAGAAGAAGUUGGCGGCGCUGAUGAAGAAGAAUAAGAAGUUGUUUGGUGGGGUUGGCAGGUAG